Messenger RNA from Drechmeria coniospora, 576 nucleotides. Its product is annotated as transmembrane domain-containing protein. Gene Ontology annotation, cellular component: endoplasmic reticulum; membrane. The coding region runs from base 1 to 576 and encodes 191 amino acids. NCBI's taxonomy places the organism in Eukaryota, Fungi, Ascomycota, Sordariomycetes, Hypocreales, Ophiocordycipitaceae. The transcript has a single exon. Gene Ontology annotation, molecular function: protein-macromolecule adaptor activity. The record is from RefSeq and is a predicted model, not a curated record.
AUGGACUUUGUCAGGACACUGCUCCCGCCAGGAAAGGGCGUGCUGCCCUACUACAUGCUCGUUGUAAGCUUCCCGCUCCCUCGCAAGCCGACGUGCCCAAAGCGCGAACUGACUUCCAAGCUCUCCGUCUUGUCCAUCGGCAACUCUCUCCAGGCGUACGCCACGCUGCACUUCUCGCGCCGCGUCUACAACGGUCGCUUCGUACGGAACAGCAAGCUGCCCCCGGCAACGGCCGAGUACAACCCCGAGGAUGCCGUUGACAAGCUCGUGCCGGCAACGGUGCAGAGCGAUCCCAAGGCCACGGACCAGAUGACACCCCUUGCCGGCCGUCUCUUCGGCACCUGGACGCUCAUCACCUGCAUCGUGCGCUGCUACGCCGCCUACCACCUGCAUAUCGGACCCGUCUACAACAUUGCCGUCUGGACCUACGUCGUUGCGCUGGGGCACUUUGCGAGCGAGCUGUUUGUCUUCAAAAGCAUGACGUUGGGCCUGCCGCAGAUUUUCCCCUUGACCCUCGCGAGCUGCGCGCUCAUCUGGAUGCCCAUGGUCCGGGGCUACUACGUCGAGGGCCACUGA